Molecule: messenger RNA, 513 nt
Organism: Darwinula stevensoni
Lineage: Eukaryota; Metazoa; Arthropoda; Ostracoda; Podocopida; Darwinulidae
Source: the annotation of a GenBank genome assembly
AUGGAAACACAUCUCAACUUCUUCCCAUCAUCUCAGGACCAAUUUCAAGACAACCUGCAUACUGCUGGCAAUAUGAUACUCUCCAGUAAGUGGAGAAGUGUGAAUAAGUAUGGACAUCUUGUCCACACAGAAGGUACUUCCUCUGCAGGUGGACAGAGCAUCCACAAAAAUCAGUAUCUCCAAACAUAUCAUUACCAUCUACACUGUAAACUAACAGGACAUGAAUUGAACAGUCUCACCUUCACCAAAACGACUGGAUACAGCUUGGAUGGAAACAUCUUCAUCUUCAUAAUCAUCAUCAUCAUCAUCAUCAUCUUCAUCUUCAUCUUCCUCAUCAUCAUCAUCAUCUUCUUCUGCUUCAUUGGACCUGACCAGCUUGGUGUGGUUGCAUCAGCUCAUACUGCAUUUCGUCGUGCACCUCCUCACCGGGACAAAGGAAAGAAGACACUUUUGACUCAUAUGACUUUAUAUAGCUGGAGCGUGUCAUCAGUUAUAAAGACUGGAUCGUCAUAA